This is a messenger RNA of Neoarthrinium moseri, 933 nucleotides long. RefSeq lists its product as uncharacterized. The transcript has a single exon. NCBI's taxonomy places the organism in Eukaryota, Fungi, Ascomycota, Sordariomycetes, Amphisphaeriales, Apiosporaceae. Bases 1 to 933 code for a protein of 310 amino acids. The record is from RefSeq and is a predicted model, not a curated record.
AUGGCUAAGAAUAGCUCAUUUGAACUCCCAAACACUUUCCAAUGGAAUAACUGGGCCGUACGAUAUGCCAAACUCCAGCACCCUUCACAACCCCCCAACACAAGCACGGUAGUUUUCGUGCAUGGCACCCCGUGGUCUUCCGAUGUCUUCCGGCCCAUUGCAGAUGCGUUGCUCGCCACACGCCGAUUCGACAUAGUUCUUUACGAUCUGCCGGGCUAUGGCCAGUCGCACGUCUUCAAUGCACAGGCGAGGGGCUCGGGUAGCGACACCGAGCCCGACGUUUCCGUUAGAGCUCAAGGGGAAUGCCUUGCGGCGCUGCUCAAGCACUUGAAGCUCGCUCCUCAGGAGGACGGGUCCAAGGCACCUCAUAUUAUCGCCCAUGAUAUCGCCGGUGUCAUCUCGUUCAGGGCUCAUCUCCUCGAAGGGUGUCAAUACCAGAGCCUCUGCUUGUUAGACACCAAUUGCGUCCUGCCCUGGGGCGAUGGGUUCUAUACCUUGGUGAGAGCCAACCCGGGGGUUUUCGAACAGCUACCAGGUGGUGUUUUCGAAGGUAUGUUGCGUGCUGUGAUCCAGAGCGCCCGAGUACCUGGGAGAGGUCUAAAUUCUGGCUGGGAGGAUAUCCUGGCCGAGCCAUGGCUUCCGGGCGACGAUAAGAGCCCGCAGAUCAACUUUGUGAGGCAAAUCAAGCAGUCCGACGAUCAGCACACGGCAGAGCUGCUGGACAAUAAUCUCUAUUCUAAUGUCGGCUGUGAUGUGAAGAUCCUCUGGGGCGAGGCAGAUGGAUGGAUUCCGCACGAUAAGAUGAUGAAGUUAUCAGAACUAUUGGGCCAACGCUUGAAAGAAUUUGUCGCUAUUCCGAACGCUGGGCAUCUGGUCAUGCUCGACCAGCCCGAGAGGGUGGCAUUAGAGAUUGCACGUUGGCUUGAGCGGUAG